GAGAGGGAGGGAGAGAGAGAGAACAGUCGGACAGGGGGUAACAUGUAAGGUUUUAUUUGCCAGGUGGAAACCUGUGAAUGCACCAUGAGGCUGCUACAACACUUUCUCCUACUUCUGCUGCUGCUGUCUCUGCUCAGCUGCAGUGGUGGUGGUGUUGAGGCGUCUCUAAGUGCUAGUGUUGCUGUGUCGUCAAGUUCCAGUUCUGGAAGUGUUGCUGUGUCGUCAAGUUCCAGUUCUUCGAGUUCCAACACUUCAAGUUCCAGCUCUUCGAGUUCCAGCUCUUCUGGCUCCGUCUCUGGGAGUGUUGACGUGUCUUCAGGUUCGGUCUCUGGGAGUGUUGAUGUUUCUUCUAGUUCCAGUUCAAGUAACAGUUCUGGAACUGUCGGCGCGUCUGUCAGUGUCGGUUCCAGCGGAUCGUCAUCCACCUCGUCUGUCUCCAAGACGUCUGCUUCCUCUGCUCCAACCACAGUCAUAACUCGUGCUACAACCAUUCCUACCACAACUACUCGUGCCUCAACCACAACACACCCUUCUACCACAACCAAAACACCCCCUUCUACCACAACCACAACACCCCCUUCUUCCACAACCACUCAUACCACUGCUGCCACUAUCAUACCAACCACUGCUGCCACACCCACAGUGGCUAAUUCACCCACACCACUAACCUCUCAAACAAGCACACGCACUGUUUACACCAUAACAACCACAACAGGAAUCUAUGACACAAUACCAACCGCCACAAAUAUACAACCACCACCACCACCACAAUCACCACCACCAGCAGGAGACACUAUCGUCACAGACCAGGCCUCCUGGACGCACUUCGAAGUUGACUACACGAACUCCACCCACUGGGGAAACCUCUUCAGAGCUCAAGGCGUCGCAAUACACCCAGACAACUGCUUCCUAAUUCAGCACUUCCCAACCGCAUGUGCCUGUCGGUACCUGUGCAUGAUGCAGUAUAGACGAGAGUGCCAGGCCUGGGCGGCCGUUGGCACUGGGGAUAGCGUGGAGUGCCGCUUGAGUGAUAGAGGUCCUCAGAUAACCCAACUAGUGCAGGAGGGAGCCGCUGUGUACUACUUCAAGCAAGUGGGAGGGAACUUGAGGGACGGAUCUACGAUGGGACGGAUCUACUAUGGGACGGAUCUACGAUGGGACGGAUCUAUUAUGGGACGGAUCUACGAUGGGACGGAUCUACGAUGGGACGGAUCUACGAUGGGACGGAUCUACGAUGGGACGGAUCUACGAUGGGACGGAUCUACGAUGGGACGGAUCUACGAUGGGACGGAUCUACGAUGGGACGGAUCUACUAUGGGACGGAUCUACGAUGGGACGGAUCUACUAUGGGACGGAUCUACGAUGGGACGGAUCUACUAUGGGACGGAUCUACUAUGGGACGGAUCUACGAUGGGACGGAUCUACGAUGGGACGGAUCUACGAUGGAACGGUGGCUGUUAAGGGCCCCUGACUUUGAUGAAUGCUUUUCGUAUGUGCUUGUUCAAUUCCCUAUAGAUGCUUGUAUAUCGCGAUCAUGUCUCCUCUGUUCUAUACUGCUAAGCAUGUGGAUUCUGGAGGGAGAGAUGGUGGGAGAGGUGGGAUGAAGAGGGAUAGUGGAUAGAAGAAGGGAGAGAGGAAGAUGGAGAACGAGCCCGUGUCGUUAUCCGCCCAGUACAGUAGAGGAUAGGAGUAUACCUGGAGUAUACCUGGAGAGGGAUUCGAGAGUUAUUAUACUCCCCGAGCCCGGCAUGAGGCCAGGGGCACGGAGCUUAUCACUAUCUGGAACCAAAAGGUUGGUUCCCAAGGUGACUUUCACAGUCAAUUAAUGCUUUUAACUGGUCAAUUAAUCUCUUAAAUUGCGGCCACAGUGAUCAUUCGGAUGCCAACUCUUAGGUGCCUUGGGAAUAGCGAUGCUGUGUUUGCAACUCUCCUCUGCUACUAUUCCCUCUUGACGUACUCCACCAAACACGGGAAUUAAGCCAGUCUGUCCUCUCAAACAUACAGACGAGGAGUCACAAUAACGUGGCUGAAAUAUGUUGA
This is a messenger RNA of Procambarus clarkii (red swamp crayfish), 2040 nucleotides long. Lineage: Eukaryota; Metazoa; Arthropoda; Malacostraca; Decapoda; Cambaridae. The record is from RefSeq and is a predicted model, not a curated record.